Drosophila persimilis is the source of this 380-nucleotide messenger RNA. RefSeq lists its product as uncharacterized. Lineage: Eukaryota; Metazoa; Arthropoda; Insecta; Diptera; Drosophilidae. The transcript has 3 exons. The record is from RefSeq and is a predicted model, not a curated record. Bases 45 to 380 code for a protein of 111 amino acids.
ACUCUUGGGAGGAGUACUGUGAAACCUAUUCAUUCGAACAGUCUAUGAUAUUGUUCGCGCUCUACGGCAGUAGUGGAUUCUUGUUGGUAUCUGGCAAUUAUAAGGAAUUUCAAGUUUUCUAUAAUUGGCUCAUUGUCACUGCCCACAUAAUUGUCCUGAUGUUUGGUUAUAUUGUCUUUGCAAGGCUCCUAAGGGAUCAUCCGCUAUGGCAGGGAACUCUUAUAUGUGCUGGAACUUUGGUGAGCAGCUUUAUAACAGUCCUCUUACACGUUUUAGUAUGUAAGGACAUCGUAAGAAAUCGUUGGAUAAGGACCAUUUUGGGAGCCAUUAUAGUUCCUUCUGGAUCUGUACGAAAUGAUCGCAAUAAAAUAUAUUCCUAA